UGUAAGUAGGAGAGGAGGCGAGAGCAGUCUUACACACAUACACACACGCUGUCUGUGCUGGGUGACGGGACACAGACACAUGCACUCAGCCAGGUACGCUUGGUGAUUUAACUGGUUAAAGGCACUGCUUGCGGACAAGGAGGAGAUGUGACGGAAAACGCAGCCAACUUUGGCCUCACGUCAGCUACCUGCCUGCCUCGUCUAAGGGAGCAUUAUGGAUUUAUUGCCAAAACACUAGACAAGAUUGUGGUGCGUGGAAAAUAAUCACUUGGAACUGCCGAACGCGAAGGACUGGGUGACUCUGACGCGCCAGGACAAUGGCAAACAGCAGCAAAGAACGCCUCUGUGCAUCUGGGGCUCCUCUCAGUCAUGUCAAUGGCUAUCCUCCGGCAGUCUACCCAUUUGCUUUCGGCGGCGGGAUUCGGAGCUCACCACCCUUCGAAGUGCUUGCUAAUGGUGGCUUCUUCCGAAAUUUCCCUACCGACCUGCCCAAAGAGAUGGCUUCUCUGUCUGUGGAAACCCAAAGUACCAGCUCCGAGGAAAUGGUCCCGAGCUCACCAUCGCCUCCGCCACCUCCACGUGUUUACAAGCCCUGCUUUGUGUGCAAUGACAAGUCUUCUGGCUAUCACUACGGAGUCAGCUCGUGCGAGGGAUGCAAGGGCUUCUUUCGCCGCAGUAUACAGAAAAACAUGGUGUACACAUGUCACCGCGACAAGAACUGCCAGAUCAAUAAGGUGACUCGGAAUCGCUGCCAGUUUUGCAGACUACAGAAGUGUUUCCAGGUUGGGAUGUCAAAAGAAGCGGUGAGAAAUGACAGGAACAAAAAGAAGAAGGAAGUGAAGGAGGAGGUGGUAGUACCGGACAGCUAUGAGAUGCCCCCCGAGAUGGAGGAGCUGAUACAAAAAGUGAGCAAAGCUCACCAGGAAACUUUCCCUUCUCUCUGCCAGCUCGGCAAAUACACCACGAACUCUAGUGCUGACCAAAGAGUGCAGCUGGAUUUAGGUUUGUGGGACAAGUUCAGUGAACUUGCCACCAAAUGCAUAAUCAAGAUAGUAGAAUUUGCCAAACGUUUGCCUGGAUUCGCCACGUUGACUAUCGCUGACCAAAUCACCUUGCUGAAAGCCGCUUGCCUUGACAUCUUGAUGCUUCGGAUCUGCACACGCUACACUCCAGAACAAGACACCAUGACCUUUUCCGAUGGUCUGACUCUAAACCGAACCCAGAUACACAAUGCUGGUUUCGGGCCCCUCACAGACUUGGUUUUUGCGUUUGCCGGCCAGCUACUUCCAUUGGAAAUGGAUGACACAGAGACCGGACUUCUAUGCGCCAUCUGUCUAAUUUGUGGAGAUCGGAUGGACUUGGAAGAACCAGAAAAGGUUGAGAAACUACAAGAGCCGCUGUUGGAGGCCCUGAAAUUUUAUGCCCGUCGACGAAGACCUAACAAACCAUACAUGUUCCCACGCAUGCUAAUGAAAAUCACUGACCUGCGUGGAAUCAGCACAAAAGGUGCCGAACGAGCAAUCACACUAAAGAUGGAGAUUCCCGGGCCGAUGCCUCCACUGAUCCGCGAGAUGCUGGAGAACCCUGAAGCUUUUGAAGAUGGCUCAGAUACACCUAAAGCCAGUGAGACGUCCUCCUGCGAGAGUAGCAAUGGAAGUCCCACAGAAGAAGAUAGCAGCGGCUCCAAAACUCCCUAGCUGUUCUAACUUAGCGUGAAUGAAAUCCCCCAGCCUGAACACUUUGUGCGAGCCACCUAGGCUUUACCCCAUAAUACAAGGCAUUCAGGGGUGAGCCUCGUCAAUUGGGUCAACCCUUUUGAAGGCUCUAUAAUGCUCUUAUUUACCGAUGCAAAACAUAUCCUCCUCUUUGAAAGAGAGAGGGGACUUGGACUGAACUUAACUACAAGCAAAAAUAUCCAGGAAACCACUGGGGUUUCAUGUAAAUGUGAUUUCUAACUCACAUAUGCACACAGGGGUAUACCAAAACUUAAAAAAGCCUUCAAGCCCCUGGUUCUAUAAGAAGCCCGAGUAAUGGGUGAAAAAAAACUCUCCUACUCCUAUGAAUUUUUCCAAAGAUUGUUUUGUUCUUUGACGUUCCGUGUCACUGUGAGAUGGGUCAUCAAACUCAUCCUUGUUCCAUUACCAUAGAGAACACAUUCCUGGAGAGGCCUGAAACACAUCAUGUGUGUACAUAUGCAUAUACAUAUAUAUAUACAAGCACACGCGUAUAUAUACACAUAUAUGUAUGUGCGUCAUUAAAUAUAUUUGCCAUUGCAAUGUUUUUUUAUGCUUUUUUUUUUCCAAUGGCUGAAACGAGGUCAUAUGACUAUAAAUAAAGCCUAUUAUUCCUUUACAAAGGCAUCAUCUGAUGCGCUAUGAAAUGUUAAAUAUGUUGCAUACGCCAUCUUCAUAUACACAAAGCGGGCUGAUAUGGACUAUUGUGAUACACGUUAUGGAGUAACCGUUUUCUCCUGGGACCUGGUAUUGAAAUUGUUAAAUACUGGUGAACAAAGUAACUUGAACUGUAUGUGUCAAAUAGCCAGCUAAAGUAACAUGUUAAAGCAACUGGUUAUUGAAGUUGGAAUAAAUAUUUUUUUAUGGUUUCAUGUAAUUA
Molecule: messenger RNA, 2613 nt
Organism: Spea bombifrons (plains spadefoot toad)
Lineage: Eukaryota; Metazoa; Chordata; Amphibia; Anura; Pelobatidae
Gene: RARG
Product: retinoic acid receptor gamma
Exons: 9
Coding region: 318-1697 (459 amino acids)
Biological process (GO): cellular response to corticotropin-releasing hormone stimulus; regulation of transcription by RNA polymerase II; retinoic acid receptor signaling pathway
Cellular component (GO): nucleus; transcription regulator complex
Molecular function (GO): RNA polymerase II cis-regulatory region sequence-specific DNA binding; nuclear glucocorticoid receptor binding; zinc ion binding
Source: RefSeq, a predicted model, not a curated record